Sesamum indicum (sesame) is the source of this 1281-nucleotide messenger RNA. Its product is annotated as BTB/POZ domain-containing protein At4g08455. The record is from RefSeq and is a predicted model, not a curated record. Lineage: Eukaryota; Viridiplantae; Streptophyta; Magnoliopsida; Lamiales; Pedaliaceae. Gene Ontology annotation, molecular function: protein binding.
CAGCUCAAAGAACACACUUUUAUGCGCGAGAGUUCCACGGCAAUAAAUGAAUCCGCAUACAAAGGUUCAGAUCGGCGGUAUCUACCAAAAGAAAACCCACGAAAAGCAUCAAAAGGUACUGCAGAGUUCCCAACUAAUAAAUAAAAAAGAAUAAAUAGAUAAAAAGGGUUGGAACAACCGCUGGAGAAUGCAGCGGAACCAGCACUGGAGGCGGCGGUUCUCGUCAGAUUCCGACGUGGACUUCGGAGAAGACGAGGAUGAGGAGGAGGAGGACGGGGAGGAGGGAUCGUCUGCGGCGCGGCGGAUGAGGAUGAAGUGCCUGUCGUGCAAGGAGGAGUACGUCGACCUCCGUGCCGGCACCUGCCGCGAGUGCUACGAAGAGGCGGGGGAGACGGAGGAGGAACUCAAGCGGGAGAUCGAUGACCUCAAGUCAAAGGUCAACUUUCUUCGCCUGCUUUGUACUGGACCGAAUUUCGUGACCAGGCCCAAUACCUCGUGCUUCUCCGACGUCGUUUUGGUCGCCUCUGGUCCGCCGGAUUCAGCUAAUUUGCAGUGCAACUCGCCUUCCAUCCCGGCCCAUCGGGCUGUACUGACAAGUCGAUCCCCGGUUUUCAGGGCCAUGCUCGAAAAUGAAAUGGAGGAAAGCCUGACUGGAACCAUCAAGAUCAGUGAUGUAUCAUACGAUGCCCUUCGAGCAUUUGUGAACUAUUUAUACACGGCUGAAGCCUGCCUUGAUGAGCAUAUGGCCUGUGACCUGUUGGUAUUGGCUGAGAAAUACCAAGUGAAGCAUCUCAAGACUUAUUGUGAGAAGUAUCUGAUGUCUAGACUGAACUGGGAAAAUUCGCUACCUUACUAUGCUUUUGCUCACCAGCAUGGCGCUAAGAGUUUGCUGGAUGCAGCCUUGUCGCUGAUCAUGGACAACAUGGACAAGCUGAGUAAACGAGAAGAGUAUAUGGAACUUGUUGAGAAGGAUCCGCGUGUGGUGGUAGAAAUUUAUGAGGCUUAUCUCUCAAAACAAGUGAACACUGCUGCGAGUAAAGAUCCAAAUAAGACGGCCUAGGCUGAGGAAAAUGUUGCUUUUUGGAGAAGGAUGGAACUUUAUACGCGUGUUUCCUGUUUUAAUGUGGUGAGCGUUGAUGUAAAUGGAUUGUUUUGUAGACAGUUCUUUUUAAGGAGAUGUUUCCAGGGAAAGAUGCUGAAGCAUCUUCUGUGGCUCUAAAUUGCUGUUUUGCUGUUGAAAUGAAUCACAGGCAUAAAACAUGUCGAACUGACACUUUUGUA